CCAUAUUUCCCGUUCGAGUGUUGAACAGUGAACAUCGGUGAACGAUGGCGUCUACCGUCCUAAAGUGGAAACGAGUGAAAGAGUCCGCCGGUCCCAGUCCCAAACCUCGACAUGGGCAUCGUGCCGUAGCAAUCAAGGAUUUGAUGAUCGUUUUUGGAGGUGGAAACGAAGGAAUAUGCGAAGAACUGCACGUUUACAACUCAGUCACAAAUCAGUGGUUCGUCCCGCCUGUGAAAGGUGAUAUUCCACCGGGAUGUGCGGCUCACGGCCUCGUCGUGGACAACACUCGAAUUCUUGUGUUCGGCGGAAUGAUCGAGUAUGGUCGUUACUCGAACGACCUGUACGAACUUCAAGCGAGCCGGUGGGAGUGGAAGAAGCUUGUCACAAGUCCGGAGAAAACUCCAUGCCCUCGUCUCGGUCACAGUUUCACAUUGAUUGGAAAUCACAUCUACAUGUUCGGGGGAUUGGCUAACGAUUCUGACGAUCCAGAAAAAAAUGUGCCUAGGUAUUUGAACGACUUCUAUUCGAUCGAAUUGCUGAAUGGAACAGACGUCGAUGAUUGGGUUCGAGUGAUGCCGUUUGGCAUGCCACCUUCACCCCGGGAAUCGCAUUCAGCCGUCGCUUAUGUUACGAAAAGUGGAAUGAGCAAACUGGUUAUUUAUGGCGGCAUGAGUGGCUGUCGGUUAGGUGACCUAUUCGUCUACGAAGUGGACUUGGGAUCGUGGAAAAAACCUGUCAUCGGUGGCAUGCCGCCUCUACCCAGAUCUCUCCACACAGCAACUGUCAUAGGCCCUCGCAUGUUCGUUUUUGGAGGUUGGGUGCCACUUGUAGUCGAAGACCCGAAAGGUGGCGUUCAAGAGAAGGAAUGGAAGUGCACAAACACACUUGCGUCGUUGAAUUUAGAAACUAUGUCUUGGGAACCCCUAGCGAUGGAAGUGUACGACGAAAGUCUUCCGCGAGCGAGAGCCGGGCAUUGUGCAGUUUCAAUACGUAAUAGGCUAUACAUCUGGAGUGGGAGAGAUGGUUACCGAAAAGCUUGGAAUUUCCAAGUUUGCUGCAGAGAUUUUUGGUACUUGGAAACGGAAGUACCUGCUGCACCAAGCCGCGUUCAGCUGGUGAAGGCCAGUUCCACUUGUUUGGAAGUAUCUUGGAAGCCAGUUUCAAACGCUGAUGGAUACUUGGUUGAAUGUCAGAAGUUAAGCGCCCCGUCAUUGAAAUCAGAAUCCGACGUGAAAAGCAACGUAGACAUGAAGGUUAAAAUAGAGGGUUUCAAGGCGCCGAAACCGGCUCCCCAGCAGCCGACGAUUGUGACGCCUCAGGGAGUUCGAUUGAUCCCAGUUCAAGGAUCGGGAUCCAAUGUUGUGAAGUGCAAUCCGCCGCCGAAGGUAGUUUCGAGUCCAUUGCCCGUCAUUGCACAACAAUUACCCAAAGUGGUUCGUCCAGCAAGUCCUAAACUCCCUGUUACCGGACAGAAAGUUGUUUCUCUGGGGCCUUCAAGCAUUCUGCAGCCUAAUGCAGUUUUCAAAACAGUUCAGUCUCCACAAGGUGUACAACGCAUUGUGCGCAAUGUUGCACCUGGAUCUGCUGCUGCUCUUGGUGCCAAAAUGGUGUUCGUUUCCUCUGGCAGUAUAGCCAAUUUGGGUUUGGCCAGUACGAAAUCUAUAACAAUCGCCGGAGGCCAGAGUGUUCCCCAAGGAACCAAAGUUGUAACGUUGGGCAACAAACCUGGCAGUCAAACCUUGAUACUGGGUGGAAAGCCGGUAACAGUGCAGGUUACAACUGGUGGUGGUGGGAAGACUGUUACAGUUCUACAAAGUCAAGCUGGUGGUUCGUCUCCCUAUCUGACGAGUGCAGUUGGAGAAAAGAAGUUCGUCGUUGUGCCACAGGUAGUCACGUCAGCUGCAUCAGGGUCUGAACAGAGCAGUUUUUCGGGUAGCGACUCGAUGAUGGAUAUGAGCUCUGGAGCAGAUGAUGGAACUGGUGAAGAAAUGGAUGCGUCUGGUUUCUCAAUUCCGCAAGUGGAUGGUGUUGGCGAAAAUUGCGACGACGAAGAUAUGUUUGAUUUCUUGAGUCCACCUUGAGGUUCGAUGUGGCGCUCGUUUCUACGUUCGAUAUCCGACGUUAUUGAAAUUUUGUAGAUCAAUUUCGCGGAAAGGGAAAUCCGGUCUAACUUUGCUGACUUGAUAUGGUCCAUUUGUUUGUAUUUUUUUAUUCGAAGGUAUUUCAAGAAAUCGAUUUCUGGAAUGCGCGGCGUAAAUGUAUUUCGGUUGUAUUUUUCUGUUUCUGAAGUUCUCCCUUUUGUUUUCCGAGUUACGAGGAGCAUUGCCCUUAUGUUGAAUCAUUUGUGCUGUGCAUAUCCAGAAGCUUUGAGUCAGCGCGGUUUAAUUUAUUUUGUGUAGGGUCCAUGGCGUCAUCUUCCAUGGGCACUGCAAGUCUUUUUAUCUUAUUUUUUUCUCUGCAUGCGCGUUAUGAAUAUACCUGGAGAUUUUGGCCAUAAUGCUUCA
Molecule: messenger RNA, 2504 nt
Organism: Notodromas monacha
Lineage: Eukaryota; Metazoa; Arthropoda; Ostracoda; Podocopida; Cyprididae
Source: the annotation of a GenBank genome assembly